Anarrhichthys ocellatus (wolf-eel) is the source of this 986-nucleotide messenger RNA. RefSeq names its product transmembrane 4 L six family member 21a (gene tm4sf21a). The transcript is spliced from 5 exons. NCBI's taxonomy places the organism in Eukaryota, Metazoa, Chordata, Actinopteri, Perciformes, Anarhichadidae. Bases 173 to 745 code for a protein of 190 amino acids. The record is from RefSeq and is a predicted model, not a curated record. Gene Ontology annotation, cellular component: membrane.
ACAUCACUCUCUGCAUUUGGUUUCUGCUCCCAGGGCAAAUACAUUUCCCUCUUUGGGUCAGUUUCAGGUGGAACCGCUCUCUGAAUACAGGAAGUAUUCCAGCUUAAAGUUACUCAACAAGUUGUUUUACGGUCAGUUUUACUUUCAACAAGUCAGUUUUCACUCUGACAACAUGUGCACUGGAAAAUGCUCCCGCUGCAUUGCGGUUGCUCUGUACCCAUUAGCGCUCAUAUCCAUCAUCUGCAACAUUGUGUUGUUCUUUCCUGGCGGGGACGUCAAGUAUGCCAAAGACGGACACAUUACUGAGGAGGUGAAAUACAUGGGGGGACUCGUUGGAGGAGGUUUAAUGGUGUUGCUCCCAGCCCUUUACAUCCACUUGACUGGAAAACAGGGGUGCUGUGGGAACCGCUGUGGGAUGUUCUUAUCAAUUGCAUUCGCUGCAGUGGGUGUGGCCGGUGCCCUGUACAGUUUAAUCGUGGCAGUGCUCGGUUUGCAAAAUGGGCCCCUCUGCAAAGUACUUCUGAUUUGGAGCACACCUUUUAAAGACAGAGACCAGAGUUACCUGACCGACAGCACGUGGUGGGGUACGUGCAUAGAGCCUAAGGGCAUUGUGCAGUUCAACAUCGGACUGUUUGCUACUCUGCUGGCCACAAGCUGUCUGCAGCUGGUUUUCUGUGCCAUUCAGAUGAUCAACGGGCUCUUUGGCUGCCUGUGUGGAACCUGCAUGGAGAAAGGGCCGCUGUGAGUUCCUGACGGUUGACUGGCGCUCCCUGCUGGAAGGUUGAGAGAAGUGUUCCUGCUUCAUUUGCAUGAAAUAUUUACUUUUGACGUUGUCGAUUUUUAUACUUUUUUGUGUGCAUUUCAUUCUGCUUAACGCUGCAAUAAAACACAUAGCUCUAAAGGAAUGCGAUGUAUUAAGGUAUGUUGUUAGAAAUAAAUCAUCUCAUUUAUAUGGUUCAUUUGAAAUAAAUUGGUUUUAAAUAUAA